GUAUUUGUUAUUUUUUUUAGAUCAUCCGGUAUCUUGACGGCACGCGUAAUCAAUACCGGUAAGUUAUCUUUCGCUAGCAUUCGGUGAACUCGUGCUCUAUCACCGAUUAAAUAAUUGCCCCUUCAGAGAAGUAUUAACAAUAAUCCAUUUGUAACAAAAAGCUCUGUUUGAAGCCUUGUUUCCGGAUUUGUAUGCGCUGCUAUCGGUGUUGAGACUGGAACAGAUUGUAUCAGCGAGAGUUAUAAAAUGCGGGAUGAAAUCGACGAACCUCAUUUACAAUUGGACAGCGAACAAAGCGUUACCAGUAAUAUGACAAUGGGCGAAAAACUGCAUUCUGGUAGUAAAAAGUCAGAACUUGCUGAAACAGUAGAGAGUAGAAUUCUUAUGUUGGAAAGGAUCUGGAAUGAACUUGGGAUCCCGGAGGAACAGGUUCAAGCUAGAUAUCAAACAGUUUGCAAGCAUGUGAAAAAUUUACUACAACGUAUGGUAAACGAAGAGAACAAAUUGUUACAAAGCACAAAAAAGAAGCUUUCGGAUUAUGAAAAUAAAAUUGCGGAUCUCACAGCAAUCCUCGGUGCAACCCCCAGAGUAAACAGGCAUGCCUCACGAAUUCAAGAACCGAAAUCCUUGAUUUUAAAAAAACACCAGUUGGAAUGUGCAUUGGAUCAACUUCAGUGCAUGUCAGAAAAGAGAAAACUGAAGAUGGCAACACUGGUUAACAAAGCAGGAAAGUUAUCAUCGAAUCUCUCAGAACCUCCGCACGACCUCGUUACAAACUUUAAACAGAGCGACAUUCCAUCUCAAAGCGAUAUUGAUUCGCUGAAGCGUUACAUCUAUAAUCUUCAACAAGAAGAAUGUAUGAGGAGACAAAGGCUUUCUGAGCAACGUCGUCGCGUUCUCAAUUUAAUGGAGGAAAUGGAAAUUGAGCCAUCGACUGAUAUUGAACUGGAAAUAGUUAUUACUGACGAUUCACAGAUUAGAUUGGAUGCUGAAACCAGAAAACAAUAUUCCUCUUUAGAAGAAAGGCUUGUAAAAACGAAAGAAGAAAGAAUGAAACUUUCAACAGACCUACGAGAUGAAUUUAUCGCAAUCUGCAAGGAAGAUCAAAUUGAAAUUGAUGAAGAGAUCGAACAUUUGUUUUCGAGUAUCAAAACUCCACACCUAGAUUUGUUAAAGACAAAAAUUGAAAGAUUAUCGUUGAAUCAAACAUGCCGGAAAACUGAUAAUAAAGCUUCGAAUGAUAAAUCAUUGCACUCAAAAACUACCAGUACAACCAAAAAUAAUCCUAUUGCCAACAAUUCUGCUGCAUCUGUCCCCAAUCGCUUCGAUACUACAGUUGACGUACAAAAAGACAGACAACCAAAUUUAGGAACCCCAUUUUGUCGUAAACUCAAACGUCGUUCAAUAUCAGAUACAACUCUUAGAGGACGCGAUUUCAAAUCCAAGCAACAAGGUUCUCACACUCACAAACACCUCUCUCCUUUUCGAUUCGGAAUAGCAAGAAAUGGCACCGCUUGGCAAACAGCAGGGACAGCGACACCCAAUACCAAAUCCGUACCACGCCAAAAACAAAAUUCACCAGCGAACCAUUUCAGUUUGACUUUACUCAGCGUGUGUAUUUCUAAUUUUUUCAAUGUAUUCUGUAUUGUUUUUCGUUCCAUUUUAAUAAAAUCUUAUAGAAUAUGGACACGAGGUCACGUACGCGCCGUUGUCCGCAGUAUUCGUCAUGUCGUUUUGUGCUCUGAGGCUGCUUGGAGUAGGGGAUUCAACAUCAACCGAAUGUAAACACAUGGUAUGCAGAUAUCAAUGAACGAUCUUUUAGCCAAAUAAUGCAUCAGGAACUCACGGACUACAGUAAUGUAACAUCAUUUCUAACAAAGGGUUUGAUUGGCACAGUUUGUGAAUUGCGGGACAAAGGGUUUUCAAAAUUACCUGACAGGCCACUCAAAGUAUACAAAAUGAAAAAAAUGCAGUUUAGGAAUAGAAGAUCGUUUUUUUAAGCUUAACGGCCGCGCGUUUCCGAUCGCGGUGGCAAUUAGAUUAGUUAGCUACGCAAAGGGUGUGGUUUGUUUUUGCUUGACUAAUCAUAUAUAUCGGGUGACAAACAGAUGCAAACUCACGAAAUAUGGACCAAUCAUACAUAGCAACAGUCGUGGAACUGAAUAAAAACAUAAAUAUAUCACAACUGAUCGGAUUUGGCCCAAGUAUAUACAGAUAUAAACAUAGAUAUAAAUCUCAUAUAAUUCAAAAUGCGCGAAAAGUUACUUGCGCCUGAGGCCAUCAAUUGAUUUCCCCUUCCGCCACAAUACGCGGGUCACACAAUCCUAGUUUAGACUUACACAUACACUUAGUUUAGAGACGUUGUGCUCUGUGUUGCAGCUUGCCAAGAUAUGGGGAACGAAAGUUGGAUCUCACUUAUUAACUCGAAGUUCACUAAUUUGACAAUUUGCUAUAUAUACUGCACAUCGUCAGGCUAAUAACCGAAUUGCGU
Messenger RNA from Styela clava, 2491 nucleotides. The record is from RefSeq and is a predicted model, not a curated record. Lineage: Eukaryota; Metazoa; Chordata; Ascidiacea; Stolidobranchia; Styelidae.